This is a messenger RNA of Paramecium octaurelia, 969 nucleotides long. The record is from the annotation of a GenBank genome assembly. Lineage: Eukaryota; Ciliophora; Oligohymenophorea; Peniculida; Parameciidae.
AAUGAGUUUUGCCUAAUCAUCAACUGGAUAACCAACACCUUAAGCUUUAAUGAGCAUUUGGAGAAGUUAAGAUUCAGAUCCUCCAUACUUCAGUAUUUCAAACUUAUAAUGUAGUAAAUUUUUAGAAUUCUUUAAAAUAUCCAAGAGAUGAGAAAUUUACUGAGAUGAUAACUUACACCUGUCUUCCUACUUUUAAAUUAUAAAGCAUGACAACAAUUCUUAUCAUACUAAAUUCGUUUUACUUUAUCAUUUUAAUAGUAAGUGGUGAUAUAAAGGAUGGUGGAUAAUUUCUUGAACCCAAUUAAAACGUAUAAAUUGUUAGUUUAUUCAUAGUCUCUAUAUUCUUUAGGUAUGCUUUAUCCAUACAGGGUUAAAUAUGAAUAAGAGAUUUAACGGUUGUUUUUAAGUCUUCUCUUAUAUUCAAAUUUCAUAAAUUAUUUUUCAUGCUAGGUUGCCGUUGCAAUAUUUGGGUCAUACGUAGAGAAAUUGUUAGGUUGGAAGAAAUUAUGGAUGAUAAGUAUAUUUGGUGGAUUUGGAGGCACAUUACUUAGCUGUUGUUAUACAUCUAAAUUGCAUAUUAAUGGUGUUUUAGUACCUUCAACCUUUGAUGGAGUGCUGUUUGGGUAUACUUUAUUAAAGUGGGAUAAAUGGAGUUAUUCAGGUUCAGGGAGAUAUUAGAUGGUUGGAAUGAUACUUGGUGGCUUAAUCAUAUUUUUCUGGUAGGCAUGGUAUUGGGAAAUUAUAGAUUACAUAGGAAUCCUCGGUUCUUUUGUAUUUGGUACUUUAUUGGCAUUUGCAUUUGCUAAAUAAUUGAUGAAAAUGUACUAAUUAUCUUAUCCAUUUAUUAGAGAUUAUGAUAGCGAUUUAAAAUGUGUAUAAAUUUCAUCAAUUAUUUUAAUUGUUGUGAUUUUAGGAAGCGAAAUAUUUUAUUUCUUUUGGAUUUCUUAACCUUUAAGAUUAGAAAUUUGA